AUGCCUACGCGCUCAUACGCUCAAACUACCUCUAAGCCUCUGGUUCCAAUCUCGUUUAACUAUGUCGCUGAAAGACCUGAAAUGAUUCAAUCACUCACAAUGCCCCCAAGGACCAUCACUGUGUCGGGCGCGGCAUUCUCGACUUCUGCGGGUGCGCAAGAAUGUUUUGAUAAAGGCGACAAAUCCCUGUUGCCCCUCAGCACCUCCGGCGAUAUCACUGAAUACCAGGUAACGGCCGUCGAUGAAAACGGCGUAGAGUUCAAACAUAAGUUACCGUUUGGCGAGAGGAACGAGAAGUUGAAAUUAGAUAACAAGUCGCUGCUUGGACGUGUUGAGGUUCUUACGCGUCGGGUACAUGAUCUUGAGCAGACGCAGCAGAGGCAGCAGGAUGCGGACAGGGUCAUCCAUCAAUGGCAAAUGGCAUCGACAGCAGUAGAAGCCUACGAGCGCCUCCUAUUAAGGGAGCCCCGUGCCGUCUCCAAGGCCUCACGGACAGCGAUGAAUAACCACUCUAUCAGAGAUGUAUCAGAGCUACGUUAUUUGAGCAUACAACACAGGAUGGACGAAAAUGAGCGUAGCAAUCGAACUCAGGCCGCGUUAACAAUCUACAAUUCCAUCCCCCUCCACUACCGACAGAUUCUCGAUCGCCUUGUGCGCGCAAAGACUGCUCUCUCCCAGGAUAGGACACCUUUAGCUCACCCAGCGGUGAAAAAGUCGGAGAUUGCGGGCUUCUUGGCACCUCAUUUCGGGCAUCAAACGAAUCCUGCCACGGAACUGCUAAGAACUGUUCAAGACAAUAUCGACAUAAUAUUAGAUAGGUUUACUACAGCUACUGUACCUUCUACCGGGCACAACACUUUUGGCGUGCCUCGAGCGUGCAGGAGUGUGCACAUCGGCGUGCUUGCACGCCAAUUUCUGCACAUCUAUAAUAUCAGUUUGAGGGGCCACAUAUCACUGGGGAAGAGGCUUGAAGCUUCCCAGUGA
Messenger RNA from Laccaria bicolor S238N-H82, 984 nucleotides. RefSeq lists its product as uncharacterized. NCBI's taxonomy places the organism in Eukaryota, Fungi, Basidiomycota, Agaricomycetes, Agaricales, Hydnangiaceae. The record is from RefSeq and is a predicted model, not a curated record. The coding region runs from base 1 to 984 and encodes 327 amino acids. The transcript has 5 exons.